Zingiber officinale is the source of this 2952-nucleotide messenger RNA. Its product is annotated as protein FAR1-RELATED SEQUENCE 6-like. The transcript has 4 exons. Bases 1 to 2952 code for a protein of 983 amino acids. The record is from RefSeq and is a predicted model, not a curated record. Lineage: Eukaryota; Viridiplantae; Streptophyta; Magnoliopsida; Zingiberales; Zingiberaceae. Gene Ontology annotation, biological process: regulation of DNA-templated transcription. Gene Ontology annotation, molecular function: zinc ion binding.
AUGAUGCUCAGCGCGAAGUUGCUCCGCGAAUUCGCGCCGCGACUGACCUGGCAUCCUUCGUGGCCAAGUCCAUGUAGGACAAAAAACGCAGACGAGGCAUAUGCCUCGCUCUUCCUUAAUCGCGAAACCCCGACCAGUGACUUCCUCAUUCGCGACCCGUGCCCUAACUUCUCCGCCGCCUCCGUUUUUUCGCGAUCCACCUCUCCCCGCGUGCACUGCCCUAACUCCCCUUCUCCUUCCCGAACUCAGCUGCGCCUCUUCUUCCUCUUCCCUCCUCUUUCUUCUUCCCUCCCCCUCCCAGAGAAUCGAAGCCCUCCGGCGUUGCUCCCCUUCUCCUUCCCGAACUCAGCUGCGCCUCUUCUUCUUCUCCCCUCCUCCUUCUUCUUCCCUCCCCCUCCCAGAGAAUCGAAGCCCUCCGGCGCUGCACCCCUUCUCCUUCCCGUGCACUACCCUACCUCCCCUUCUCCUUCCCGUGCACUGCCCUACCUCCCCUUCUCCUUCCCUCGCGCGAACUCAGCUGCGCCUCUUCUUCUUCUUCUUCUUCCCUCCUCCUUCUUCUUCCGGCGCUGCUCUCCUCAUCAGUUUUGUGGAUUGGUGUGCGAAAUCAGGCAUCCGCGAAGGACAUCGCAGAGUACAUCAACAAGGAGGGGAGAAGCAAGUGAACAAAGUAUCAUGGAAAAAGGGAAAAAUGAUUCAAAUGAGAUAGAGGAUAACAAUGACCAUAGGGAUCAAGACCCAUCUCCAUCUAGUGUAAAUGAAGUUAAGCUUCCUGAGAUUGGAAUGACAUUUUCAUCUGAAGAAGAAGUUCGUAUUUUUUAUAAUUCCUAUGCUCAGAAUGUUGGUUUCGGUAUUUGCAAAUUAGGUGGUAGAAAUGGAGAUGAUGGAAAGCAAAAAUAUUUCUCUAUUGGAUGCGCAAAAAAUGGUAGGAAAGUAUCUCAAGCAAAAAAUAUUGUAUACCCUAGACCUUCUACCAAGACGAAUUGCAAAGCUAAGAUUAAUGUUGCUAUUCGAAAUGAUGGGAACUUUGUGAUUACUAGUCUAUGCCUUGAACAUAAUCAUAUCUUGAGUCCUGGGAAGUCACAACAUUUUAGAUGUAAUAAAGUAUUGGAUUCAGCUAUAAAGAGAAAAUUAGAGUUAAAUGAUCAAGCUGGAAUAACUUUAAGCAAAAGUUUUCAAUCAUUUGUAGUUGAGGCUGGAGGCUAUGAGAAUUUGACAUUUGAUGCGAGAAAGUGUAGAAAUUAUAUUUCAGAAGCUAGAAGGUUGAGGUUAGGGGAUGGAGAUGCUGAAGCUUUGAGUACUUAUUUUUGUCGCAUGCAAAGUAGGAACUCAAACUUUUUUUAUGUGCUUGAUUUAGAUGGGGAAUCUCGAAUAAGAAAUAUUUUUUGGGCAGAUGCAAGAUGUAGGGCUGCGUAUGAGUACUUUUCUGAUGUGGUGACUUUUGAUACAACCUAUUUGACUAAUAGUUAUGAUAUGCCAUUUGCUCCAUUUGUUGGGGUGAAUCAUCAUGGUCAAUCUAUUCUGCUGGGAUGUGGAUUAUUAUCAAGUGAAGACUCAACAACUUUCAUAUGGUUGUUCAAAUCUUGGUUGACAUGUAUGCUCGGACAUGCUCCAAAGGCUAUAAUCACAGACCAAUGUCGUGCCAUGACAAUUGCAAUUCAAGAGGUAUUUCCAAAUUCGCAUCAUCGUCUGUGUCUUUGGCAUAUCAUGAAAAAGCUUCCAGCAAAAUUAGGUGGUCAUGCUCAAUACAAAUUGAUAAAGAAACAAUUGAAAAAUAUUGUUUAUAACUCACUUACAAUUGAUGAGUGUGAUGAGAAUUGGUUGAAAAUGAUUGAGGAGUUUAAUUUGGAAAACAAUGAUUGGUUGAAAUCUUUGCAUGAAGAACGGAAUAGAUGGAUACCUGUAUACGUUAAAGAUAACUUUUGGGCAGGUAUGUCCACAUCUCAAAGAAGUGAAAGUAUGAAUGCAUUUUUUGAUGACUACGUCCAUUCUAAAACAUCCUUGAAGCAAUUUGUUGAGCAAUAUGAUAAUGCUUUGAAGAAGAAGAUUGAGAAUGAAAAACAUUUGGAUUUUAUUUCUUUUAAUUCUACCAUGCCAGUUAUUCUUGGUCAUUCUAUUGAAAGACAAUUUCAAAAUGCCUACACUAACAACUUAUUUAAGUUGUUCCAAGAUGAAAUAAGAGGAUUGAUGUUUUGUGAUGCCUUAUUAUUGAAGGAAGAAGGGGCCACUUUAAUAUUUGAAGUAGUAGAAACUAUCUUGGGAAAAAAUGGAGAACCCGUAAGAGAAGUUUCCUUUAGGGUACAUUAUACAGAGUUAGAUUGCAAAUUGAAAUGUGUGUGCCGUCUAUUUGAGUUUCGGGGAAUAUUAUGUAGGCAUGUGAUUAAAGUGUUGAUAAGGAUGAAGGUGACUGAGGUUCCUAUGAAUUAUAUUGUGGAUCGAUGCCGCAAAGAUAUUAAGCGUGGGUAUCAAAGUAUUAGUAACAUCUAUGAUGAUUAUGUUUGUGAUGGAGAAAGACAUCGGUAUAAUAUUCUCACUCCAUUGAUACAAGAGAUUCAACAACUUGGUGCAAAAAAUGACGAUAAUUGUUCUAUGUUGGUGGAAAUCUUGAAGGACACGAAGGAAAAACUGAUUGUUAAUGAUCUUGAACAUUCAAGGGCUGAGCAACUGAAAGGAGUAUCUACAUUUGGUGCAAAAGCAAUACACUCUCCAUUAAAAGUAAGAUCUCGAGGUCGUCCCCCCACGAAGAGAAAACAAUCUAAGAUCGAACAAAUUGUGAAGAAAUCAGUUGCAAAGGCCCGAAAAGAAGAUUGGAAAGUCAAUGAGUUGAUUGUGGAAGGGUCAUGGAAAAGUGCAAGUCUUCUUUUUGGAGCAGAAGAUUCUCCUAUUGCUGGCUUGGUGUUGGAUAGUAUCUUCUCAAAUUUAUUUGAUCUUAUAAUGCUUGUGGGUGUUUUGUAA